AGCGCAUUGUCAACUUCGUUUGUUUAGCCCGAGGGCACCAUGAUUCAAAACAAACCAGUUAGUAAACAAUAGGUUUUGUGGUUGUGGCUUUUGUGACAGUGUUCGGUGUAUAUACGCGCGUGGACGUGACAUCUUAAGAAUACAGUUUCAGGCCGCGGUGGCUGCUGUAGAGGGCCGAAGAGUUGGGCGCCGCGUCCUGCCAUUACUCCAGGAGAAUGUCUGUUCCACGAGUCUCCCUGUGGGAGGUGGUAGAAGCUCGAGGAGGCUCUUUGACUGAAAAUGAAAUCUGGGCUCUCCUGGCUGCUGCUGUCACCACAAUCCAGGAUACAACGCUGUCAGGAGAAGGACUUGUGGGCGUCAUAACACCGGAAGGUCUCGUCCUUCGAAGAUGUGGGCGUGUCGAUUUGGUUACGACUCCAGCCCACUCCCCUGCCCACCCACAUGGGAACUACAUGCCUCCGGAAGCUUUCUGCAGCACGAGGGAACAGAAUCACGAAGGGAUAUUAGUGUUUUCGUUAGGCCGCACUCUAUGGACUGUUACUGAACAUGGCUCUGCAACAACUUCUUCAAGAAGUUCCGAUGGUUGUGCUAAUCCCAUAUCUUCAAGUCUGAGGUCUACUUUGGCUGCCAUGACACAUAAUGUACCUGCUCAUCGACUAUCGCUAAUAGAUAUAUUUCAGCUUCUUGUUGAAAGACUAGACGGCCGUGAUCGACUGAAUUAUACAGCGACAAUUCGAUCUCUGUACGAAGAAGUGUUAGGCCCAUCGCUGCGCUCACCUCAACCUCAAGAUCACUUCACACGCGAAAGGUCAUACUCCGCAUUGGACGCCAAGUCUUCCUCGGCCAAGCGGUUGUCUAGAAGUCCCACUUGGAGCACAAGAAAAGCAACCAGUUCGGAGAACUUGCACCAUCCGCAGCUUUCUUUCGAAUUGCGGCCAUUCGAACCAAUUGAUCCUGUUGUCAUAGAUCCAGUGCCAUCUUCUCAAUCCUCUUUUAACAGGCCACAAAGCUAUACUGUUAAUCAGUCGGCCAACACAGAAGAUAUGCCUAUGUCUGUGUCGUCAUCUAACAGUACUAGCGGAAGGGGUUUUGAUUGCCACCAAAGUCUAUGGAAAUCGAAGCUACAUUUUCGAUCCGUUGAUUCACUUUCUUUGAAGGAAAAUUUUCACCCAAAUGGCUGUGAGUCUAGACGAUUGUCCUUUCUUGGAAGAGGCAUGAACCCAAUUGAAGAACUGUCACCCCAAAAGUCUGUACCACUUUAUGGAUCACAGGAGAUAAGAUCAGCAACUGUUAAUUCCCAGUGCCCUGAAUCACGCACUUCGGUGACUGUUAGCAGAAGUGCAACUGUGGCUGGUGUUGUGAAGAUUGAAAUUUCAGGCUUUGUACAAGCAUUUAGAGAGCUUUUAUGGAAUAUAACCAAAGGUGUCAUUUAUUGUCUGCUUGGUGACACUGGAAUUCACAUCAACAGAGAAAAUCUUCCCUAUAUCAAUAGCAACACUGAAGUUGAAUUAAAUCAAAAUCAAAAUGAGGAAGUGCCAUCAAAAAGACGAAUGGUUGUUCGCACACCCUCACGCUUGUACAGAUUUGCCAGUAAUUCCUUAAAUGUUGUUAAAGGUAAAUCAGGUUUACCUUUAAUAAUUGGGCCUGAGUUUGUGGUGCGGAGCAAAGAACCUGUCACUCAUUUGUCAUUGGUAAAUUCGUCUCAGGUGCAGAGAGGUGUGGUGAAGCGUGUAACAGUGAUCCUUGUGACUGGGAGACGUAUUGAACUUACCUGUGAUCCAGCAGUAGUCAGGGUCAGCCAUGUCCUGCAGGCUGUUUUAGAGGAGGAGAAGUUGCCAUUACCUCAUCUCCUGGGCCUUGCAGUGUUGGGUAGUGGAGAAUUUCAUUUUGUGGCACCCCAGACAAAAUUGCAUAAGGUUGCUCCUCCUGGAUGGAAGGAACGUCAUCCUACCAAAGAUGGUCUUAUACAAGACAAUUUUACUUUACAUCUAAGAAUUAUAUAUUACUUGAAGUUUAAUAAUGUGAAAGAGAUGGAUGGAGCCUCUAGACAACUUUUAUUUCUCCAACUGCGCCAUGACAUGUUGGAGGGUCGUUUACCUGUCUCUUCUAAUGUACUUAUGCAGUUAGCAGCAUUAGCCCUUCAAGCAGAAUUUGGAGACCAAAGAAAACAGGAAGGUGGUUAUUUUCUUCCUGAACACUAUGUUCCUGAGUCACUUCUGCGUGGAGGACAAGCAAGUAAAAUAUCUGACGACCUUCAAAAGCUGCACAAGGAACUAAGCAGCCAUCAUUAUACACUUGCCCAGACACAGUUUAUUAAUAUCAUACAGGAUACUUUACAUUAUGGAACUCACUUUUAUCAUGUAUCACAAGACAAGGGUCGACAGCAGUGUUGGCUGGGCAUUGGGCGUGAUGGCGUUGUAGUUGUAGGAGAUGGACCACCAUCUCCUGAGACACUAAGCUAUGCUGCCUUGCAUCCGUGGUCAUCCGUUAAGCGGUUGUCAUAUGCUUCUCACAGAUUAACCAUAGCAGUACGAGGUCCAGAUAGAACUCUGAAAAUCAAAUUUAAUUUACAGGAAAAUAGGAGUCGACAUGUGUUUUAUUUGGCUACUGUUCAUCAGAGUUUCCAUCGAGAUGUAUCCACAACAACAAAUUUAAAUCCUGACAGUCAUCACUCAGGAAUCACUCAGUUUAGUGAAGAAUCUACUGUUGACAAUCAGUACCACACACCAAGUAGUACAGCCUCUGUUACUACCACUGCUCGAACUAGUCUUUCAUCUGCAGGAACUGGGGAUGAACCUCACUCCUGUGGAAAUCCAGAAGGUGUUGUAGUCCCUGGUGAAACACACGUUUGUGAAAAAUUAGUCAAUGGCCCAACUAUACUGAAACCUAAAAAUAUUGCAGCAUCUGUUGACAAUAAGCCUUCAGAUGUUUUGUCAAGGGCUAAUUUUCUUGCUGAUAUCCUCUGGCGAGGAGGUGGUGAUGAAUCAGAUGAAGUGUUCUCUAUUGAAAACUUGGAAAAUGAACAUCAGUUCCACCUACAGACUCAGCAACACAGCCUGCAGGAAGAAGAAAAAUUACCUUUUCCUCGAGUCUUCCACCAGAGAUCUAAGAGCAACAUAGAAGAUAGUAGUUUGGGAAUUAAAGGGGCUUCUGGAAUCAGGCCGGAGCUGUCUAGGGAAUUUGGUAGUGACGAGUCUUUGCUUAAAUCUCCCAAAAAGGGGACUACAGUAAGGAUGGGUACUCGGGUAUCAGCAGCAGCUCUACAGAAGCAUAGGAUGCGUAGUCUGGAGGGCCUGGUCAAACUUCCUAGUCUAGAAGAACUUAGUACUUCCCCUACUGCUAUUGUAGUUGAGCCUUCCAUCCGGAGCGUGGUUGUGGAGGAGAGCGUGAGUGAGUCGUUGGUCGAAAGGUUUUCCAAAUGCCCGGCAGCGUCAGGUCCCGAGCGCCGUCUGUGUACGGUGACGCUGCAGAAGAAAGAUGGUUCCCUGGGAGUCAUGAUUGCUGAGGGCAUCGACCAUGGUAUAUAUAUUCAAGCCAUAUCGCCUGGAGGACCAGCCGACGAACAGGGUCUCCUCAAACCCGGUGACAGAAUAGUCGGGAUUAACGGCAGGUCGGUCGAAAACCUCCCUUACAUCGGGGCUGUCGACCUCCUGAGACAAAUCGACACCGAGGUCACCUUACUUGUGUCGCAGCCUGUCACCUCGUCCCCGUCCCCUGGUGGCACGCCCGCCGAGGCCUCCUCGUCCGCUUCCUCAAGAGACGCCAGGGGCCAACAACAGCGACCUCCUGAGGGCACCACCGAUGACAAUAACGCAGCAGGGCAUGGCGGGGGCUGCGCCGGUGUGAAUGAUUGCGAUGGAAAAGGAGAAAAAGGCUAUGCGAAAGUGCAGGCUGUUGGAGGCGCUCGUGCUUUCAUACGUGAAGUCCGAUCCGGUCCCGUCACAGUCAUCACUGUCAACACUGACCCGUCUGCCGCCACCCAAGCCACUUCCGUCUCGACGCACAGCACACCAACCCACACAGGAAAUCUGAAACAGGUUCUACACUUCUCUGGUAUAGUUUUCUAUCAGCCUAUGCAUCAGUAUAUGCCCAUCAUAUCAUCUGAUAUAAAGAGUCAGCCACCUACACCAUCUCCACGACCAAGUUUAUCUUCCUCCAGCAGCAGUGCAACUGCUCCUUCUGAGUCUUCAAAUUUGAGCUCAAAGCUCAGUCAGUCAGUUCAACGAACUCGAUCUCUGUACCACGCUUCUUUAGUAUCGGUACAAAAUGGUAGUUUCGACUUUUUAUCUGUGGAGUCUGGUGAAGUAAUGGGAUCUCACAACCAGCAAGCAACAGCACCAGCUUUAUCCAAAGAUACUAAAGUUUUUAAUAUUAAUACCCCAUGUACCACCGAUGAUGAUCGAUGGAUUGUUAAGGAAAACGAGAAUAAAAAUAAACCUUAUAAACAAUACCAGGCAGUGUUUGAUGUAGAGCCCUCUUGUAAAGAGACACUAAACCAAGGGGAACAUUGUACGAAGACUACCAGUAAAAGCAUGAUUACUGAUGAGGCCAGUUGUAAGAAUCCUUAUAGUUUAGAUGACCUGAUCUGCCCAAGGACGGAAAAGACAGCCAUUGUAAAUAAUCUAGUCUCUAAUAGUUUAAGUGAACAUACUAACAAUAGCCUUAGUAAAAAAGUGCAUGCAUUAACUGAUUAUGGUACAAAAAGACUAACCAGAACUAAUAGUGCAAGUGAACUCACUAGAUGUAGUGUCAGUAAUGAUAGUAAGUGCCUUCAGGAAAUUAAUAAAAGCCUUUGGAAAAAAAUGAAGAAAUCAGAGGUAAGUGAGGUAUCAGAAGUGUCCAAGUCCUCAAGCCAUUCUUCUUUGGUUCCAUGUCAGGGAUCAUCAGAAUGCCUUGAGCAGUGCCCAAAGCAAUCUGUUGCUUUUGAUAACUUACCCAGAGAUACAAUGCUUGAUCGCGUUCUAAGGUGUUUUGAGCCCUUUGGUGUUCUAAAGCCUCAAGACACCCUGGUAUCACGAGUUUCAAAUUUAGAGACAGCUAAAGAUCCACCCAUUAGGCAAUACCCUACAGAUAAAACCUCAACAGAAUAUUGGGAUAAGCACCAUGAGGGGCCAGAUAACUGGAAACCUGAUCUGUUCUUUAAAGAUUUCUCUUUAGAGGAGCAGCAGUUUCCUGAUUCAGAACAUGGUAGCAUCAGCUCAGCUGCUGAUCAAUGCAGAUUAUUGUCUGAUUUCUCAGUGUCAUCAUUAGACCAUGAAAUAUCACCAGUUGUUUCACAGAUGGUGUCUUGCACAUCCCCAGAUAUUCACACUGCUCGAUAUGUGGCUGAAAUUCCAUCACCAGUAGAUAGUGAAGAAAAUUUCAUUAUAACUCCUCCAGAAGAGUUUCAAGGGACAGAUACUUUGGAGCUAUUACCCAAGCAGCAUUCACAUCUAGAUAUGGAAUGUAUUGAAAAAGAAAAGAAAGUUGAUAUACCUCACAGUAAGGAAACAGAGAAGCCAUUAGAGGAAGAAUCACUCCAGGACUUGAAGCCAAUUAAUGAUUCAGCAGAAGAAAGAGAUCCCAAGCCUCCUGAUAUCAUAGAAACGACAGGCAAGUUCCGUCUCAUUACUGAAAGUGAGUAUCUCAGAGCUGUGGAAUAUAAAGAAGAUACUAGUAUAUCCCUAGAUGACAGGGUAGAAAGUCACAGUAAUACACCUCCAGAAUGCUCUUUAAGUAAUCUAGAACAUCCGUUAAGAGCUGCAUAUUUAAGGAAGCUGUUAUUAGAAAAUCAAGAUGCAGAGGAUUCAUCUUCACAAAGUCCAGGGAUUGAAGAGGAUAUUUGUAUCGAUACGAAGGAAAGCACCCUUGUGGAAAAUGAAGCUUCUUUAAUAAAAAGCUUCAGUAUAACUACCAAGAAACAUAAAGAUGGAAAGUUAUGGAAUAAUGAUAUUGUACCAAAAAGUGAAGGAAAGACUGAAAGUGUAGCAAUGACAGAUUAUAUGAAUUUCAGUGAUAGUACAGAGUAUGAUGAAAAAUCAGUAAAUGUGCAUAAAUUGUUAGAGCCCUUUACUCCGAAAGACUUGAGAUUAGAAUAUCAGAAUGUACCUAAUAAAGGAGAAAUGACAUCGAAUCUCCCAGUUCAAAAUAAACCUGCUGGAGGACUGUCAGACAUGAGAGCAUUAAGUGCCACAAGUAGCGGCAGUUCAGGUACUCCUCCACCUGUGGACUUUGCUACCCACCCUCUAUCUCUCAGUGACUUACAUACGAAAGAGACCUGUUCAAAACAGGUAGAAGUAAAUGCCGAUAUGUCUGAAUUAGGUGAUAGGAGUGUAACAUUAAAUAGUAGUAAUGAUUGCCUCACUUCAAAAGAUAAAUGUUCACAGUUACAUCGAAUGUAUCCAGAAAUCGAUAGCGAUAGUGAAGAAGAGAAUGGAACUCCGAAAGCAAACGAAAAAGGAAAUGCAGACUGCUCAAAUGAAUCGGAAGAGAGUGAAGAAGUCGAGCUGUUCAUAAACAAUCCUGAGUCCAUGGUUAUCUCGCAGAUUAAUCUCCAGCCAGAACCAAAUACUUAUGAGGCUCUACUUCUCGAAUUGGAAAGUAAGAAAUUUUCUCUGCGAAGGGUGGAUAGUUCGAGACUCAAAGAACCAGAUGACACUGAUAAGGAGCGCAGUCCAUCAUCACAGGCUUCACCAACACCAUCGACUGAUGGGUGGGGUAUUGGAGCAAAAAAUCUGGUUUCUGAUGAAAUUUUAAGUUUAGAUGGCGAGGAUUUUGCCAGUUAUUUAGAAGAAGUUGUCAAGGAUGUAGAGACUCAACCAUGGGAAUCGGAGGAGGCAGAAAAUUUUGAAUUUCUGAGGGGAGAACAAAUACCUGACGAUUAUCAAGACAAGGAAUGUAAGGAAGAUGAGUCGUACCAUCAAGCUCUGGAUGGUGCUGACUUAAAUUCAUGUUCAGAGGCAGCAUCUAAGUCAACUAACCAUUCCAGGGAAGAAACGUUACAUGAUAAAAUAACAGAGGCUGCUGCCUCUCUGAAGACUACGAGACCAUUCUUCCUACCAAAAGAAGAACCAUCUGUUACUCAGAAAGUCAGUAAAGAUCCGCCAUUCUUUCAAGUUAAGCGGGGCUUUGAAACCUUCUUUACAAGUGUUUGCAUCGAUGUUAGCGACCCAAAAGAGAGGAGCUUGUGCUCGGAUAAAGCAGCUGCUGUUAAUACUGGCCAUGCAAAGAAAACAUUUUGCGGCUGGGAGUCAUAUGAGGAAAUUAGUACUGAUGCUGAGUUCCAGGGACGAAAGACGAAUCAAGUCUAUCACCACUCGGGUGGGAAGGACACACCCAUCACCAAGUAUAAAAAUUCCCCUCAUAUCGUGACGUUGAAAGUCAAGUAUGAUAAAAGUGACGAAGUUUGUAAAAGAUUAGACGUCAUACCAGAACGGUUUGAGGAUAUCCCUCUCCGCUGCGCUGAAAGGGACAACCCUGCAAUCCCGUUCGAGGACUCUCCGCCCGAGGAUGACCCUGCUGGAUCGCAGUCGAGGGGCCAUUACCCAUCGUCAUGUAUGAUGUACGAUGGUGCUAGUGAUUCAUCAUCCUCAUCUCCCACCGCCGAGUCACCAGAGCUAUCUUGGUCCGAAAAAAAAGGAGAAACAGAGUAUCAAUUCUCCACAACGCCUGAGAACUCACAGAAAACGGAACUCGUCUUGUCUAAAGGGGAAACUAAACACAAAGGAAUUGUGCGCUGUGCUGAAAUGAAGAGCAGUUUCGAUGAAAACACUUCUGUGGAUGUAAGCAAUGGGAAACGAAGUUGUGUCUUGGUUAGUUCGAAAAUUAAGUAUGGGAAUCUCAAUGAUAACGGGGAAGCGCAACAUAAAGACCCUUCUUCUAAAUAUCGUGUCACAAAUAAUAAGAAAGAGGAGGGCGAAGAUUAUUUGGGACCAGACUUACAAUCAGUAGAGGCAGCCAGGACUCGCAACGUCGUGGGAACAUUCAACUUCUUAGAAAGAGGAAGUCCUGAUAACCUUUACGUAAAAAACUCAGACGAGCAGCCUGAUAGUUUUGGUGACUCUUUCGUGAGUGUCAACGAAGGCAUUACAUCUCUCGGUACUUUUAAUUUCGUGGGACGACUUGAUUCAGCCCCAAAGGCUUCCAUAGUGAAUAAUCGACCUGCCGAGGAGGAGGCGCCUUCAUUAAGCGAUUCCCUUAUCAGUUUAGAAGACGGAAAGCACUUGCUGGGGGUGUUCGAUUUUACCAAAUCUUCAAGUAAUAAGCUCCCACUUCUUGUUAGGGGGUCGGAAGAACCGGCUAAUGUCAGCGGAGGACAGCUAUCAAAGAAAUCCGAGACAGACGGAUUAACCGAUUUAUGCGAAGGUAAUACAUUAGCUGUUAUCAGCCAGAGACAUGUAAGUCAUCGAAGUGAAAGUGAGGACAUUGAAGGUUUACAUGCGAGCCGAGAACCUACUUCUGAAAAGACAUUCAGUAAAGAAGAAAAUGACGUUCAAGGUGACCAAACACCGAUAUUCGAUAUCAACUGCCUCUCUCGACGCGAAACUGGCGUCAAACCGGAAGACUUCGAGUCAAUAGAGAUCAUCAGUGCGAAAUCUCUCAACAAGGAAGAAGGAAAAGAGCCAAUUACCGACUCCCUCUGUGCAUCAACCAGCGAAGAGGACCUGUCAUCCACGACGGGUGACCGCCAUCAGAUUUCUGACUUGGUCAUCGAUUCUGAUCAAGGUGAGCGGGUGGUUGAAGUCUAUGGAGGGGUGGCAGCACACGCCCACGCUGCUGCGAACGCCCAUACAAUCCAGCCAGUGAGUGGAGGUGGGCGGAGCGGCAAUGGUGACCUUUUGCGGCCUCAGCCUGUUGACCCAGCCCACUUGACCUCGCUUGACCUGGAGAGUGACAAUCACGCCCACGAGAUGCUGGUCACAGACGCCCCUCAUCCCGCCCAUUCGAGGCACCCACAUGACCUCAACCACAACAACCCAGUCUUCAGCCAGAAGCCUUCAGGUAGACAUGAGGAGCGGCAUCACGCCAGCGGGCGGGCAGCUAAGUACAUGGUGAGCGACACCAGCAACCUGGGGGGAGGUCUUGACAACUUUGCUUUCGACAACGAAAUCAUCGGUCAGGACAAUUACGGCUAUGACCCCGGGUACAGCUCGGAGAGGUCACCCGAAGAGGAGGAGGGGCCCCCUCUCUAUUACAGGAAAGCCCUGAAGGAACGGCAGAACCGUGCCCUUGGAAGCAGCGGGUCCGGCCACGACAGGCGCUCUCUGAAGGUCGGUCCUGGCGAAAUCAUCACCACUAAGGAAUUGAUGAAGCUCUUCCCUUUCAUUUCCGAAGGUACACUAUUCGAGGUGACAGUCAUUAAAAAUCUGCGAGGGCUGGGCUUGGCCUUGACCGGGGGCAUCGAGUGUGACGUACCCUUCGCAGGCCUCGUCCGCAUCAAGAAGCUUUAUCCUCAGACACCAGCUUGGCUUUGUGGGCAGCUUCAGGUUGGCGAUAUCAUCCUUCAGGCCAAUAAUCACCAGCUUACUGGCCUCUCCAGUCAUGAGGCCCUUGAACUUCUGCGCACUUGUGGACAGGAAGUAAGCUUAGAGGUGUGCCGUCCACCCGAGGGCGCCCUUGGCGAUGGAGAAGAUACUCCCGAUGGUUGCUCAGGCCGAGUGAUUGUAACCACAAGCCUGACUGCUCCCAACACUAGUCAUAAUUAUCUCUCGCCGUCUCCGUCUUUCUCAACUUGUGGGGAGUUUGAGGUGGAAUUAACCAAAGUUGCUGGGUCAUUAGGCUUUACGCUACGUAAACAGGACAACAGUAUUUUGGGACAUACCAUUCGGUCCUUAGUGAAAGAGCCAGCAAUCUCUGAUGGCAGACUGCGUCCUGGUGAUAAAAUAAUCUCUGUGAACAAUACAGAUAUGUGCAGCUUAAGCCAUGAAGAAGCAAUUGCUUUCUUACGUACUUGUCCUGAAACUGUCACUCUAAAAUUGUACAGGGAUGCUAUGCAGACCCCAAUCUCUCCAGUUUCUCCAACUGAACCUGAAAUUAUGGUCAAACCCAAAGCCCUUCGCAAAGAGGCUCGUGAUAUGUUGUCUGAUCUUGCCUUCAGGAAACAGUCUCCCUGUAAUUCUCCAAGCCUGGCUGGUGCCACAAGUUCUCCUGGAACCCCAAGGAGAAGACGCCUUCAGAAGACUCCAAGCCCCGAUAUCAAAAGUGUAGUAGUAGAUAGAUGGGACUCAUUGGUCAGGAGAACAGAAGAAUCUCUGCCUGGCAGCCCAACUUUAGAAAGUAAGAUCUCCCUGAAUAGUAUAAGAGAAACAGACCACGAGGCCUCGCCAUUUGGCGACAGCCAGACUGACGACUCUGCUUCCACCCUGCGUUCAAGAAAUUCCUCCUCUGUAUCAUCGUGCUCACUCACCCCUUCCAUCUCCGAGUCAUCCAAACCGAAGAGGCCAAGUUUCCUGGACCUGAGUAGUGGUCGCAGCUGUCCUCGCAAAACCCAGUUUACUCCUCCACAUGAAGUUGACCAGUCAUUCCCGUCUCCUUUAGGAGCUCAGUACCCAUCAGCAGAUUCCAUUGAUUCAGCGCCACAGCUCACAUCAACUCACAGUGAUACCCCAGCAUUCUCACAUCUUCAACAAGGUUACCACAGUGUAAACUUGGGGGCCCUCCACCCUCACGAAGACUCCAGGCUCACAAAUACGACCUCUGAUCAUAAUUUAAGCAGCUACGAUGCAGAUGGGCCCACAAACAAUGGUCUCCUGAAGUGGAAGGGGAUCGUUUUCACACCAGAGGAGGAAGACUCGAACACGGAAGAAUCUCUCAGAGAUGAUGGGUCUCCAAAUUCACAAAGGUCACAUAAACCAAAGGUGGUGACCAUAGAGCUCAACAGAGGGUGGAACAGUCGGCUGGGUUUCUCCUUACAGCCUAAGGGAGAAAGAACCGCCAUCACAGCCAUCUAUGCUGAUAGUGUUGCAGCUAAAGAUGGCAGACUCAGAAUAGGAGAUAUUGUUGUGAAGGUUAAUGACGUUGACGUUGUUGGCUGGGACUGUGAAUCUGUCAUAGAUCUGCUGAGGAAAACAAGAGGGAAAAUAUCCUUAUCUGUUAUACAGCAUCCUUGUUGAUGAACAAUUUCUUCUCCAUUCAAGCUAUGAGAUUUUGUCUACUCUUCCUUGUAAUCUCAUCCAGGGCAGCUUGGGUAUAUAUACACGAGAUCAAGUCAAAAGUGAGUGUAGUUAGAUAGUAAAAACAAGUGAUCACUAUUACUACUGCUACUACUUCUACUAUUACUACUACUACUACUACUACAACAUACCUCGUCAAGAUCGAUUUUUGCUCUACGUAGCCCACGACAGAAGUCCAGAUUAUUUGUUCAAGAUUUUGUUCUCCUGAGGCAGUUCCAGUCGUCCUUUCAUAUUCUACUCUGUAGACGCUUGAACCUGGAGACUCUGUGACUUGAACAUUGAUCAGAGCCUUAUGUGAUAACUAUCUAUCCCUUGGUGAAUAGUAACACGAAGUCGAGUUUUGGGUGUAUGCUAUUUAUUAUAUAGUGAACCUUACUGAGCUUGUAUGCCGUGUAAUGUAAUUAUUAGCUGUUGCUAUAUUGCACUCUUUCCCUAGUGUACUUCCGAGAAGAGAGGAGAGCUUUCGAAAGAGGGGAAAUUUUUGAGUACAUUAACAAGAACCGCGUUGUUGUCUUUUUUGUUUGGACGUUGAUAUUUAACGUUUAUUUUGCCUUAGUUGAAAAGUGAUCCCAAGAGGACGGAGACGAAUGGAGCACAGAUUCUGAAGAGAGUGUUUGAGCCCUGUACACCUCUGUGCAAUAUGAAGCUAUUAGUGCCAAAGAUACAAGUUUUGUAACCAUGUUCGAUGAUCAUAUUGUAAGUGUGUACUGAAUAUAUAUUUGUAUACUGUACAUAAAUCAUUUGCAUAGUAAUAUUUAUAUAUUCAGUAUAUAUGUGUAUAUACUGUAUGUAUAUGCUCACAUACACACCUGGGUUAAUUAAAAUAGGCUAAUGCAUCGUAACUAAUGGAGUUUGCAUCGUUCGGAUAUCCUAACAGAGCUUGCAACAUUUAUAUCCAUGAUAUAGCCACUGCAUGUGCCAUUGAUUCUGGAUGAAUCGUCUAAAUAAAUGGAAAAAAGAUUGAACAUUCCAGCAUGUAUAUUUUCUUUUAUUUUUAUGAAGUUUUCCAUAUCCUCCUCAGGAGGACUGGAAACUCAGAUUAUUUUAUCUUUUUUGUCUUUCAUGUCUAAACCCUUCUUUAAGGAAAAAAAGGAUGUACUGAAUGUUUAGAUGGAGUGCUUUUUGGGGAUCUUUUCUUCUUCCUGAGUUAUACAAGAGAUCUGGUCCUCGAAAGUGGAAUACCGUUCAGUUUUUAUGCCCUGGCUACCAAGUCUUUUCUUUUAGAACAAGAGGAAAAAGAAACCAUCCAUUCUAGGAAGGGCGGAGAUAACUUAAUGAGAAGCUAUAAAAAUGUAUUUUAGGACUGUCAUAAAAUUGUAUAUAAAUAUAUCUAUAAAUAAUUAUAUUUCAUGUAUUAUA
Messenger RNA from Macrobrachium nipponense, 12509 nucleotides. RefSeq lists its product as uncharacterized. Bases 216 to 11090 code for a protein of 3624 amino acids. Gene Ontology annotation, cellular component: cytoskeleton. Lineage: Eukaryota; Metazoa; Arthropoda; Malacostraca; Decapoda; Palaemonidae. Gene Ontology annotation, molecular function: protein binding. The record is from RefSeq and is a predicted model, not a curated record. The transcript has 37 exons.